AUGCACCGACCUCCGAAAUCGCCGUUUGCCCGGGAGGCGGCAUCGUUUGACGGAGACACCGAUGGGGUGAAUGCGACGAGAAGCGAAAAAGAAGAAGAAGAAGAAGAAGGAAUUGUUGUCGAAAACGACGACGAGGACGAACAACAACGACAACAUCAAAAUUACGCCGGUAAUACGAAUCACAGUCAUUUCCCCCCGAGAUCGUCCACGCCUGGCGGACAGAGCGCGAAAUCUUCGUCCAGUCGCCCUUCGACGCCGAACUUGCGUUCGGGCGAGCACGCGGAACUCGGCGUGAGAGAGUUUAUGGAAGACGCGACGGUGGUGAUUGAAAACAGGACGGUGGCGAAUUCAGAAGAGUUGGUGUCUUUUUAUGGCGUUUUUGAUGGUCACGGAGGGACUGGGGCCGCGCUGUAUUUGAAAGAGCACUUGGUGGAAAACGUUUUGAACGAUCCGAACUUCCAGAGAGGAGACGUGGAUAAAGCGUUGAUCGAAGCUUACGUGCGAACGGAUUUGGAUUUUUACGAAGCGACGAGGCACAAGACGCCGAAGAGGAAAGAUGGGUUUUUGGAAGACGAUGAGAACGAGGAGGAUAUGGAGACGAGUGGAUCGACCGCGUGUACCGCGUGUUUAUUCGAUGGUAAGUUAAUCGUCGCCAACGCCGGAGAUUCCAGGUGUGUGGUGAGCAGAAGCGGAAUAGCGCACGAUUUGACUCGCGACCAAAAACCUUCCUCCAAGGACGAGGAAGAAAGGAUAAAGAAAGCGGGCGGCUUUAUCGAGGAUGGAUACGUCAACGGUUUAUUAGGCGUCAGUCGAGCCUUUGGGGAUUGGCACUUUGAAGGUUUAAAGAGAGACGAAGAGACCGGUAAGCCUGGGCCGUUAACCGCGGAACCGGAAAUUGAUACGUGGGAAAUAGACGUCGAGAACGAUGAGUUUUUGAUUUUAGCGUGCGAUGGUUUAUGGGACGUAUUUUCGUCACAAAAUGCGGUAGAUUUUGCGCGGAAAUCCUUGCUCGUAAAUAACGACCCAAACAUAGCUGCAAAACAAUUAGCCGACGAAGCGUUGAGACGGCACAGCGCGGAUAACAUCUCCGUGGUGUGCGUUUGUUUCGGCGACGAACCGCCAAAGAGUCGGACGCCGGAACCAAGUCCGGCGUCGAAAAAGUUAGCCGAAGGCCAAACGAAAGUGAAGGGUACCGUUGAACGGUCGUUAUCGUUGGAGGUUCUCACGCAUUUACAAAGUUUAGUCGCAGAAGACGAGCAGAAACCGAUGGCGGAUAACUUGCACGGCAUAUCGCCGAAGAGAGUGAAAUCAGUUCGAUUACUUUCCGAGUUUCAAAAGCACGAGGAAGGCGGUGGUCCGAGUUUGUCGCCACAGAAUAGCGCUUUAUCUUCCCUCGGGAGUAAACAAAGCAGACGAGCGGGAUCGAAUAGUAACUCAUCGUUUGAAGCCGAGGAAAUUGAAGAAGCGCCGUCGGCGCACGACGUGUCGAAUGUUUUAGCAAAAGUUGGAUUGGCGGUGAAUAGCGCGAGUAAUAGUAAUAGCGCGAACGAACCGUCGUCGCCAACAUCAAAAGAUAGAUUGGAGAAUAACGAAGCCAAUCAUCGAUUGAUGCAAGGAUUUAGACGCUCACACAACACUAGCAGCUUAGCCGGGUCUUCUUUAGAGGAAUCAGAAUUGGGUAAAAUCGCCGAGGAAAGUUUCGCCGACGCGCUUCGGAUGCGAAGCACCGACGACGACGAGGACGAAAAUUAA
Molecule: messenger RNA, 1752 nt
Organism: Bathycoccus prasinos
Lineage: Eukaryota; Viridiplantae; Chlorophyta; Mamiellophyceae; Mamiellales; Bathycoccaceae
Exons: 1
Coding region: 1-1752 (583 amino acids)
Biological process (GO): protein dephosphorylation
Molecular function (GO): cation binding; protein serine/threonine phosphatase activity
Source: RefSeq, a predicted model, not a curated record